This is a messenger RNA of Orbilia oligospora ATCC 24927, 867 nucleotides long. RefSeq lists its product as uncharacterized. The record is from RefSeq and is a predicted model, not a curated record. The transcript has a single exon. The coding region runs from base 1 to 867 and encodes 288 amino acids. Lineage: Eukaryota; Fungi; Ascomycota; Orbiliomycetes; Orbiliales; Orbiliaceae.
AUGAAGUCAUUCACUAAGCCCCUUCUCUUUGGUGUUUUGGCCAUUGGUGUUUCUGCUAGCUAUGGGAACGAUGCUCCAGCUGUAACCACGCCCUGCACAACAGCGACUCCAGUCACACCUGUACCUCAAUACCAGAGCACUUCCGAAGCUCCACCACCACCAGUGUACACUACUCAGGCUCCACCACCACCACCAGUUUACAGUGUUUCUUCAAGCCCCCCUCCUCCAGUGUCAAGCACGCCACCAGAGGUCACUUGCCCAGAACCUUCCGCCUACGCCGCUUCUUGUGCGUAUUUAUGCAAGGGUUCGAAUGCAGUUGCGUAUUGCUCUGGAACCGAUGUUACAGAUACCGGCUCUGGCACCACUUGUACACCUUGCGGUGGAGCCCCAGUUCCAUCUACUGAGCCUGUGUACACCCCACCACCACCACCAAAAACUGAGGAACCACCAACUCCAGAACCUUCUACCGAGCCUGCGUACACCCCACCACCACCAGUAGAGACCGAGCCUGUGUACACUUCUCCUCCAACUCCUCCAAGCACUUUGUCGACCGCGCCUUCCCCAGUUCCUACUCCAGAAGCUUGCCCGUCGUACGGAUACACUGCUUCCUGCGCUUACAUCUGCACAGGAGGCUCUCAGAAGGUUGCCAAAUGCUUUGACAAGGACAUUUCGUCAGACGACGAAGGUGCAGUCUGCACUCCCUGUGGCGGCUCUCCAGUCCCACCACCAAACAAUACCACCACACCUGUUUACCCACCAAGCAAUACCACCAUCCCACCCCCACCUAAUUAUAAUUCAGGAGCUACCGCCCUAAAUAUUGGAACCGCUGCUAUCUUCGGAUUAAUCUGCAUGAUGUUCACCUUGUAA